Messenger RNA from Bolinopsis microptera, 1659 nucleotides. RefSeq names its product meiosis-specific with OB domain-containing protein-like. The record is from RefSeq and is a predicted model, not a curated record. The coding region runs from base 29 to 1369 and encodes 446 amino acids. NCBI's taxonomy places the organism in Eukaryota, Metazoa, Ctenophora, Tentaculata, Lobata, Bolinopsidae. Gene Ontology annotation, biological process: resolution of meiotic recombination intermediates. Gene Ontology annotation, molecular function: single-stranded DNA binding; single-stranded DNA 3'-5' DNA exonuclease activity. The transcript has 7 exons.
AGCAUUGAUUAACGAUUGAUCGCCUGCAAUGUGGAAUGAAGGACAGCAAUCAAUUGAUUCAGUUUCUCUUAUUACUAGCUUGAAAAUUGGUGUAUCGGGGCAGGACAUAACUGGGCUUGUUAUUGCAAAACAGGAAGGCCGUCAGGUAACUAGCAAAAAUGGCGAGGAAAGAGGAGCAAUGACUUUCACAAUACGAGACAAGUCUGCAAUAGUUAAUGUGACUUGCUGGGGAACUUUGCAGUUUAUUCAACAGUUGGCUCAAAAGUUUUUCAUCAACGAUGUAGUGAAACUGGUAAACUGUAAUGUUCAAGACAAGCCGGAGACAGAACAGGAGAAAAUAUUCAAUCCUGAGACAACUGUUUCCUUCAAAAUAUCUCUUGAUCAAAAACAUAGUAGACUUGAGCCGUUGACUUACGGCUGUGAAGAAUAUGACAGCUUGAGACACAAGCCUUACUGUCAAGACAUCAACUACACAUCUCUUGAUCAGAUAUCAAACCCUCAAUUUUCCUAUGUUGGCAGACAUAUAAACUGUCUUGUUAUUGUCAAGACUUCGCCUAGUAAACGAGCUUUGGUGACCAAAGAUGGUCGGCCAGCAACUUGCUGUGAAUUUGAAGUGAUAGACAGUUCUAAAGAAGUGUUGCGCCUCGUCACGUGGCUUGAAUCUCUAGCAGACUUAACUUUCAGUCUUGUUCCUAAACAAACCCUGCUUUUACUGUAUGGUGUUAAAGUUAAGAUGGAUACUUUUACUGAAACUGUUUCGUUGGAAGCCAAUAAAAAAACGAUUGUCACCGUAAACCCAGACAUUAAGGCUGCCCAUACUCUGUAUGCUUUUGCACAGAAACUACCUGACGACAUCUUAGAGCCAUCAAUCCGCCGUCUUACAAACACCAACAACUCCAAGAUAUCACUGGGAAGUAUCACAAAAGAAGUAACAAUCGAAGAGAUUCUCUCAGACUGCCCAGAAAGUGGAGUAUUACAAGCUGUACUGACUACAUUUGAUUGCACCGAUAUGAAAAGGAGUGUUUCCAAGAGGUGCACUGGCUGUCAUAAAAAAGUGCCAGGUCUUUGUGCUAAACCUGAAUGUUUUGGAAAAGACGUUGUUCCGUUCUAUGAUUUUACAGUUUCUCUCACAGACCACACUGGAACGACUGAUAAUGUUAAGUUGACGGGGGAAUGUGCAGAGAAGCUAAUUGGUGUCCCAGUCUCAAUAUAUGAAGAUUGGAAUGCUGAUAUGAUGCGGAGUUGUAUGGAUAGGGUUCAAUUAGAGCGUUACAAACUUGUAUUUACUACUUUCACUAUGCCUUCUGGUGUCUGGCUGCAGAUAAAACAGGUCGAUUCGUGGGUUUCGAACAUAGAAUCCGGUACUUAAAGUCGAGUGAGAUCUAGGUCUGUCAAAUUGAUUUUCAUCCAAAGUGUUAAAGUGUUAUUAAUUGUUUUCACAAGCUGCAUUUUUUAAUCUUUCGAACACAGAACGUUUGGUUAUAGCAAUUCCAAUUUGUGUUUUUUUAAAGCGUUUAUUUUUAUAAUCAAGUAGCACUUAAUCAUGACAUUAAUUAUAUUCACCUUUUUUUCACAAAGUUAAAAUUUUUUGUUAUUAAUUGUUUUGAUGCUUUGUUAUCUAUUUCAACUGUUGCUUAUAAUUUCCUUAUCAAUGCAUGU